AUGGAGAAAAACACCACAGGUAACCUCGAGCCAACUCCUGCAUUAUAUGGACUAAUAAUGAAUUUCACCAACGAUACCUAUGUGACAAAAUCUUCAGAGCUGAAGGAAAAUGAAGAGAGUCUUGCUUAUCAAACCAGUUUGGCAGUAAUUCUCUUCGUUUUCACACUCGCCACUACUUUAUCCAACGCAUUUGUCAUUGUAACGAUUUAUCAGUCGAAAAAACUGCACACUCCAGCAAACUUUCUUAUAGCGUCUCUAGCUGUCACCGACCUCUUGGUGUCCAUUUUGGUGAUGCCAAUAUGCGUAUUGUACACGGUGAGUCACACCUGGACAUUGGGACAAGUUACAUGUGACAUUUGGUUAUCCUCAGAUAUAACAUGUUGCACUGCUUCUAUCCUUCACUUAUGCGUAAUCGCUUUGGAUCGAUACUGGGCAAUAACAGACGCGGUUGAGUAUUCCAAAAAGCGCACGCCAUCGCGCGCGGCGGGGAUGAUCGCGACUGCCUGGGUCAUCGCAAUCUGCAUCUCUCUACCUCCGCUUUUCUGGCGCCAGGUGAAGGCAGAGGAGUUGACUGAAUGUAAUGUCAACACGGACCACAUUUUCUACACUAUUUACUCCACGUUUGGAGCAUUCUACAUCCCCACUUUGCUGCUUAUCGUGCUUUAUGGAAGAAUAUAUGUGGAAGCCCGUAAGAUCAUUUUGAAACAGUCACCCAAAAAGGUAGGGAAGAGACUUACUUCAGCGCGCCUGGUCACGAACUCUCCUGGAUCUGUGGCAUCGACAUCACCUUUGCAGUGUGGAAGACAUGAUACCCACUCCGGUGACACGGGUUCCUCGGCAAGUGAGAACCAAGUGAAAGUAACCGUGUCUGACGCACUUUUGGAGAAAAAAAGAAUCUCAGCCGCUCGGGAAAGGAAAGCGACCAAAACAUUGGGAAUAAUUUUAGGCGCAUACAUUAUAUGCUGGUUACCCUUUUUCAUUUACACCCUGGUGGUGGCCACCUGUGAAACUUGUUUUUACCCCGAGUUGUUUGACUUUUUCAAUUGGCUUGGUUAUCUCAACUCGUUAAUCAAUCCAAUUAUAUAUACCAUGUCCAAUGACGACUUUAAAAAAGCUUUCCAUAAACUCUUGUGCUUCAGAUGUUGCAGAUCCUGA
This is a messenger RNA of Oncorhynchus masou masou (cherry salmon), 1155 nucleotides long. Its product is annotated as 5-hydroxytryptamine receptor 1D-like. Gene Ontology annotation, molecular function: dopamine neurotransmitter receptor activity, coupled via Gs; G protein-coupled serotonin receptor activity. Lineage: Eukaryota; Metazoa; Chordata; Actinopteri; Salmoniformes; Salmonidae. Bases 1 to 1155 code for a protein of 384 amino acids. The transcript has a single exon. The record is from RefSeq and is a predicted model, not a curated record. Gene Ontology annotation, cellular component: plasma membrane. Gene Ontology annotation, biological process: adenylate cyclase-activating adrenergic receptor signaling pathway; chemical synaptic transmission; vasoconstriction.